This is a messenger RNA of Neoarthrinium moseri, 804 nucleotides long. RefSeq lists its product as uncharacterized. Lineage: Eukaryota; Fungi; Ascomycota; Sordariomycetes; Amphisphaeriales; Apiosporaceae. The coding region runs from base 1 to 804 and encodes 267 amino acids. The record is from RefSeq and is a predicted model, not a curated record. The transcript is spliced from 2 exons.
AUGAAGAAACCAUUCCGCAGCGAUGAACCCAUGAACGGCCCUCCAAGUUGUACCAUAGCAGAUUUUAUGAGACCACACCUUCGAAAGUGCACGUUUGCUGAAACCAUCCGCUGGGAGAAGACUCUAGGCUACGGCCUUGAUGGCUACGUAUGGAAAGUUUGGUUUGGCGACAAAGGCCCAUUUGCUCUUAAGAUGUUCUGGGACACUGACCCGCCUGAGUACAAUUGCUUCUACUAUGCCCUCCAAAGGGAAUGCCAAAAUGCUGCCAUUUUUCAGAUGAUAGAGUGCGCAAUGGAGAAACACGAGGGUCCGGGCCCUAUUUGGGUCUUUGACGACCCUGAGACUCAGAUCGAUGCAAAAGCGAAUCUGAGAGGCUUUUCUGACGAAAUGCGGUUGGACGAGCGACCGGCGAACUGCGACACUGUCGAAAUCAAGUCAAUGCCACGCAUUAGAAAGUGCUAUGGCUGGCUGACCCUCAGCCAGGAACUUCUUCAGACACUGCCCAGGCGUUGCAAAGUAACUCCCUACGAGGUUGACGACGUCGAGAGAUACAUGUCAUCGGACAUGGACUAUGCGGCCAUUGUUUACGAAUACGUCGAGCCUGGUAAGAACGAGGUCAAUGUUGUGGAAGAAGUGGACCGAUUCUUCUGGCUUACGGGCUUUGGACAUACUAUCUCACCGAAGGGCGCGAAUUGGGAAAGCGGAGUGUUGAUAGAUGGUGCAGAUAUAGUUUAUGCUGGUGGUUACGGGUGGAAGGCUGGCCUGUACGGUGCGAGAAAGGCAAAGGAUAUAUUGCGUGAAUAG